Centropristis striata (black sea bass) is the source of this 4021-nucleotide messenger RNA. RefSeq names its product cadherin-12-like. Gene Ontology annotation, biological process: cell morphogenesis; multicellular organism development; homophilic cell-cell adhesion. Gene Ontology annotation, cellular component: plasma membrane; catenin complex; adherens junction. Bases 804 to 3215 code for a protein of 803 amino acids. Gene Ontology annotation, molecular function: calcium ion binding; cadherin binding. The record is from RefSeq and is a predicted model, not a curated record. The transcript has 12 exons. NCBI's taxonomy places the organism in Eukaryota, Metazoa, Chordata, Actinopteri, Perciformes, Serranidae.
UCUGCUUGAUGAUGAAGAUCCCCUAGUGCUCAGGGGACCUGACGAGAGAGGGGGGGGGGGGGUUGCGCUACUGCUUUACGCCAAUGCAAUCACGACUGUCGCUCGCCACUGAGCCAGCAGCACUCACACACAAACCCUCUCACAUUCCCUCUUCCCCACUCUCUCUCUCUCUCUCUCUCUUUCUCUCCACACACACACACUUCCUCUCUCAGUCUCGCACAAGCUUCUUUCGCUCACUUCACCGCUCACUCACUCACUCGCUCCCUCCCUAGCAGUCGUCAUUCUCUAACCGCAUGGACACGCUCCACUUUGGUACAGCUCCUGUGUAUUUUCCAGCUAUUCCGAAGCUGCUGUCUCUGGUGUAACUCGCACCGUGCGUAUAUCUGUCGUUCCUCUCCAGCGUGGGCUCAAAACUGUACACAGAGAAGCGGGAUAAUGAAAGAGAGGCAAAGCAGGAGAGCAGGGUGAGAGAGAGGGAAUUAAAAGAGGAGUAAAAAAAAAAAGAAAGAAGCAGCACAAGGAGAGGGUCUGCUCUUGCGAGGAGAAGGUGGGAGGACAGUUUGAUUCAGUGAUUCUUUGGAUUAAACUGGAGACGUCUCUGCUCUAAAGUGUCCCACUAAAAGGUGAUGAGCUCCAUAAAUCUCUGAGAGGGAUCCUGACAGACCCAAGAAAACUGCUUUCUGGGCACCAGCAGAGGCCUCACCUCACUCAUUCCCCCAUAACCACCUCCACAAGUUGUUUCAGCGUGGCUCAGCUCUCAUCACUGGACUUUAACUUGGGGACCUGAACCUCACAGAUCGCCAAUGCUAACAAGGAACUGCCUGCUGCUGUUCCUUUGGAUUCUCGUCGACGAAGGCUCAUUCUCUUCUUCACGCCCGCCUUCACCACCGCUGGGACGGAGCAGGGCGGGGAAGGAACGCGUCAGGAGUUUGGCGGGCCCGAUGAGGAAUGGGGCGGCUGGAUUUCAACGUGUCAAAAGGGGCUGGGUGUGGAACCAGUUCUUUGUGCUGGAGGAGUACAUGGGGUCAGACCCGCAGUACGUGGGCAAGCUGCACACUGACCUCGAUAGGGGGGACAGUGCGGUGAAGUACACUCUCUCGGGAGACGGGGCUGGCUCCAUUUUCACAAUUGACCAAACAACGGGGGACAUCCAUGCCUUAAGGAGUCUUGACAGGGAGGAGAAGCCUUACUACACCCUACGCGCCCAGGCUGUUGACAUGAACACCAAUAGGCCCCUGGAGCCCGAAUCAGAAUUUGUAAUCAAGGUUCAAGACAUCAACGAUAAUGAGCCAAAAUUCCUGGAGGGACCUUACACGGCCAGCGUCCCUGAGAUGUCACCAGUAGGGACGUAUGUGACGCAAGUGACAGCCACCGAUGCAGACGACCCCACCUACGGAAACAGCGCCAGAGUGGUUUACAGCAUCCUCCAUGGCCAGCCGUACUUCUCCGUCGACCCUAAAACAGGUGUUAUAAAGACUGCCUUGCCCAAUAUGGACAGAGAGGUGAAGGAAGAGUACCAGGUUUUAAUCCAGGCCAAGGACAUGGGGGGCCAGCUGGGGGGGCUGGCCGGAACCACCACCAUCAACAUCACCCUCAGCGAUGUCAACGAUAAUCCACCCAGGUUCUCUAAAAGUUUCUUUCACCUACGUGUUCCCGAGUCUUCUGCCGUGGGGUCUGCUGUCGGCAGAAUCAAAGCCCACGACUUGGACAUUGGCAGGAACGCAGAAGUGGAAUACACCAUCGUGCCAGGGGACGGAGGCGCCAUGUUUGACAUCACCACUAAUGAACACAACCAAGAGGGGAUCAUCAUUCUCAAAAGGCCCUUGGACUAUGAAAGCAAGAAGGCAUACACUUUUAAGGUAGAUGCCUCCAAUGCUCAUCUGGACCCACGGUUUCAAAGCGUCGGGGCCUUCAAAGACACAGCCACAGUGAAGAUUAACGUUUUGGAUGUGGAUGAGCCCCCGGUGUUCAAUAAGCCCUCCUAUGUGAUGGAUGUGUAUGAGGACACACCCGCGGGCACCAUCAUUGGAGCGGUGACGGCACAGGAUUUAGAUGCCAGCAGCAGUCCAGUCAGGUACUCCAUUGACUGGAAGAGCGACCUGGACAGCUACUUUGACAUUGAUCCAGUGGAGGGAACGAUUUCCACAAACGAACUCCUCGACAGAGAGAGCAUCGCCCAGCACAAUAUCUCCAUCGUGGCGACCAAACUUAAUAGUCCAGUUCUGACCAGCCGGGUGGCCGUCACCGUCCACGUCCUGGACAUCAACGAGUUCCCGCCUGAACUCGCCAGUCCUUAUGAGACCUUUGUGUGUGAAAACGCCAAAUUGGGACAGGUGAUUCAGACCUUCAGUGCAAAAGACCAGGAUCUACCGACUGCUGGGCAACAGUUCUCCUUCAGAGCAGCAAAAGAAGAGACGAAGAACAAGAAUUUCACCAUCCGGGACUUUGGAAACAACACAGCUGGAAUUGUGACGAAGCGAGGUGGCUUUAGACGUCGUUUGCAGGAGAUCUACCUCCUUCCUGUGGUGAUUGACGAUAAUGGCUAUCCACCUAAGAGCAGCACCGGCACCCUGACCAUCCGUGUGUGCGGCUGCGAAUCAGAUGGAUCCCUGCUAACUUGCAGCGCGGAGGCCAUCUUUCUCCCCGUGGGUCUCAGCACCGGGGCUCUGAUCGCCAUCCUCCUAUGUAUCAUCAUCCUGUUAGUAAUCGUGGUCCUCUACGUGGGCUUGAGACGACAGAAGAAAAAGGAAACCCUCAUGUCGUCCAAAGAGGACAUCCGGGACAACGUGAUCCACUACGACGACGAGGGAGGCGGCGAGGAGGACACGCACGCGUUCGACAUGGGGACGCUUCGCAAUCCAAAGGUUGUCAAAGAGAACCUGUUCCGCAGGGACGUCAAACCCGAGAUGAAGCGAGGUCCCAGGGCGCCCGUCUCUCAGGACAGCGCCGACAUCCGAGAUUUCAUCAACCAGCGUCUGAAAGAGCACGACGUGGACAACUCGGCGCCGCCCUACGACUCCCUGGCCACGUACGCCUACGAGGGCGACGGCUCCGUGGCCGAGUCGCUCAGCUCCAUCGAGUCCCUCACCGUAGACCUCGAGGAGGACUAUGAUUACCUCACCGAGUGGGGGCCCCGCUUCAAGACACUAGCAGGGAUAUUUGGGGAACAGUCAGAAACACAGUCGGACUCAACCACCACGGAGAACACGCAUUGAUGUUAUUCACAGACUUGAAAAGCAAAUAUGUAACAAUGUUCUUUUGGUUGGUAACACACACAAACAAACACAAGUUUUACCAUUCUUUUUCCUCCCAUGUUAUCUGUUUUCAUCUUUUUUCCAGCUCACUGUUUUCUAUUAGGUGGUACUUUGCCAUGCUCAGUCCCAAAAUUGUAAAAAGAAAAAAAUGAGGGAACAUACGGUAACAUGAUUAGAUGAGCCAAGCAGCCGUUCAAUUAUCUUUCAAUUGAAUGUUCUUGUCUUACAUUUUGUUUCCUCUUGGGGAAUACGCAUACACGGAAAUGUUAUCAUUUCCCAGAACAUCCUUAAAAGUGCCUCAAUAUAAUUGUUCUUUCACUUGCUAUUUCAUGCCACAUAUCCAGUGUUGUUCCUUAGAAGCCCAUAGGUUAAGCUGAUUCAGUCAGCAUACUGUGCUCUGACUGGCUGAAGCAUCUACCAAGACCAAUGUCAACUCUGUGGGGACAAUGACGUGGCCCGAGUUUGGCCAAAGAUGUUUUGAAUGUUAUUUAUUGUUCUAUUUAUUUAUUGGCUGAUUGAGUUUGAUUAGAUUUUUGUGUAUUUAUCUAUUUAUCUCUCAGUCAUCAAUCUGUAUUUUUUAUUUUUGGAGACACUCGAGGAAUUUUGUAAUUAAAUGGCCCACAUGAAAAUGUAUGUUUCUGUUAGGUGGGUCCUGUGAAUAGACUUGUACUAGAGUUGUAAAAAAAAAUUUAUUAGGGCUAAAUACUGCAGUUCAGUCAUGUAAUAAACACAGUUUUCUUAAAUAAACCACACUUGGACAAACUCUC